AUGCCGUCCUCUUGGGCUGAUUCCGUCUCGCACGCCGACAAUUCGGCGUCCGCCGUCCCCCGUAGCUCCUACGUCCCUCCCCACCUCCGCAGCCGCCCGCCGCCGUCCUCCGCCGCCCCCGCCGCCGACACAUUCCCCAAAGCCCUGCUGCCGUCCCCCCUCACCACCACCACCGCCAGCAGCGGUCGCCGUGCCGGCGGCAGUGCCGGCUGGGAGCGCAGGGACCGCGAGCCGAACCCCUUCGCCGCCGACGAGGAGGAGGAGGAGGAGGCGGCGGCUGCGGCAUUCGACGGGCGAGAGAACACCGGCAUCAAUUUCGACGCCUACGACGACAUCCCCGUCGAGACGAGCGGCGACGGCGUGCCGCCGCCCGUCGGCGCCUUCGCCGAGAUCGACCUCGGCGACGCGCUGAACGCGAACAUCCGGCGGUGCAAGUACGCCAAGCCGACCCCCGUGCAGCGCCACGCCAUCCCCAUCUCCCUCGCCGGCCGCGACCUCAUGGCCUGCGCGCAGACCGGCUCCGGGAAGACUGCCGCCUUCUGCUUCCCCAUCAUCAGCGGCGUCAUGCGUUGCUGCCCUCCGCAGCAGCAGCAGCAGCGGCCGAGGGGCGGCAGCAGGGCGGCGUAUCCGCUCGCGCUGAUUCUGUCCCCGACGAGGGAGCUCUCGGUGCAGAUACACGAGGAAGCGAGGAAGUUCGCGUAUCAAACAGGCGUCCGAGUGGUCGUCGCGUACGGAGGAGCACCGAUCAAUCAGCAGUUGCGGGAGCUGGAAAGGGGUGUCGAAAUCCUCGUGGCAACUCCUGGUCGUCUGGUGGAUUUGCUGGAGCGUGCCAGGGUUUCAUUACAGAUGAUUAAAUAUCUAGCUCUUGAUGAAGCUGAUAGAAUGCUUGACAUGGGUUUUGAGCCACAGAUCCGUAGAAUUGUUGAGCAAAUGGACAUGCCUCCACGAGGUGUAAGGCAAACCAUGCUGUUCAGUGCCACAUUUCCAAAAGAGAUCCAGAGAUUAGCUUCUGAUUUCCUUUCCAAUUACAUCUUUCUUGCCGUUGGAAGGGUUGGCUCUAGCACUGAUUUGAUCGUCCAGAGAGUUGAGUUUGUCCAGGAAGCGGACAAACGAAGCCAUCUUAUGGACCUUCUCCAUGCCCAGAUAGCUAAUGGUGCUUCUGGAAAGCAAGCUCUGACCUUGGUCUUUGUGGAGACGAAAAGAGGAGCUGAUUCACUGGAGCACUGGUUGUGCAUGACUGGCUUUCCUGCAACUACAAUUCAUGGGGAUAGAACCCAGCAGGAACGAGAAUAUGCUUUAAGAUCAUUCAAGAGUGGAUCGACUCCAAUCCUAGUUGCAACCGACGUCGCUGCACGUGGGCUCGACAUCCCUCAUGUGGCGCACGUAGUGAAUUUCGACCUGCCCAACGACAUCGAUGACUACGUCCACCGCAUCGGUAGGACGGGGAGGGCCGGUAAGACUGGACUGGCGACCGCCUUCUUCAACGAAAGCAACUUGAACCUGGCAAGGCCGCUCGCCGAACUUAUGCAAGAGGCGAACCAGGAGGUGCCCUCGUGGCUCUCACGCUAUGCUUCUCGUUCUUCUUAUGGUGGUGGCAGUAGGAACCGCCGAUCGGGUGGCGGGCCCCGCUUUGGCGGCAGGGACUUUAGGAAAGAUUCCUCCUUUGGCAAGGGAGGGGGAGGCGGUGGCGAUUACUAUGGUGGUGGAGGAUAUGGAGGCGGGGGAUAUGGGCAGUCUUCGGCAUAUGGUGGGGGCAGCGGCGGUGGCUAUGGUGGUCAAGGGAUCACCAGCGCAUGGGACUGAUGAUCACCCCCAUCGUCUCGAAAUUUAAAAAGAACUUGAAAUCUAUUUCCCCCUUUUCGAUGAAUCAUAAUUUUGGUAGGGCUGUAGGCAUAGGAUUUAGACUAAUUGGGUAACUGUUCUUCCUUUUUCUCCUUGUUCUUUCCCCUUCGACAAUCUCUCUUCUUAUUUGUUCUCACUUCUCAAUUGCCGGGAAUUCUCCGGCGAUAGUGGUCAACUAGCUCGGUAGGUUUUCGUCUGUUCUAUCUUCGUUUCCUUUGCCUUUUAAUCUUCUAAUCGAGCCUAACUUUUGUAGGGAGGGUUGUAGAAUAUGUUACCAAAUGCCUGGUGGGGUUUCAUGCCCCCCUCUUUUCGAUUUCUCCAAGUGUGUACUUUACAACCCUAAUUUAGCGGUAGGGGUUAAAUCAUCCUAAGUCAUAUCUUAUGUUUCCAUUUUUGGUUUCUUGUUGUAUAUUUCGGGAGAUUUGACUGUUAUAAAUGUAGGGGAAAAAGGAAGGGGGAAAAAAAACUAGUAGUUUUAAGCCGUAGUCGCCGUAACGAGUCUCAUUUGCAGGUGGUAGUGCUAGUUCUCAUUUGUGUUGCGGCAGGAUGUAGCAAUAUUUGUGUUUCUAUCAUGUAAUCUUUUCCCUAAAUGCUGAACCAUGUUGAUUUACAUUGUAAUUGGUACAGUGGAGAAAAUCAGUUCUGUAGUUCAUUCCUUGUUUGAUCCAUUUAUUUUUGUUUGUCUCUA
Ananas comosus (pineapple) is the source of this 2530-nucleotide messenger RNA. Its product is annotated as DEAD-box ATP-dependent RNA helicase 37-like. The record is from RefSeq and is a predicted model, not a curated record. The transcript has 6 exons. Gene Ontology annotation, molecular function: ATP binding; RNA binding; RNA helicase activity. Bases 1 to 1803 code for a protein of 600 amino acids. Gene Ontology annotation, cellular component: nucleus. NCBI's taxonomy places the organism in Eukaryota, Viridiplantae, Streptophyta, Magnoliopsida, Poales, Bromeliaceae.